Cucurbita moschata (crookneck pumpkin) is the source of this 717-nucleotide messenger RNA. RefSeq lists its product as uncharacterized. The record is from RefSeq and is a predicted model, not a curated record. Bases 34 to 534 code for a protein of 166 amino acids. The transcript has a single exon. NCBI's taxonomy places the organism in Eukaryota, Viridiplantae, Streptophyta, Magnoliopsida, Cucurbitales, Cucurbitaceae.
UUUUGAUAAAAAGUGAUUGUUAAUAGUUUUGGAAUGGGUAUGGAGGCAUUUUGUGCUUAUACUUCCUCAUCUUCCUCUUCCUCCUCGAGCUUUUUGGCUCAGAAAAGGGACCAAUCUGAGGACGUGAGGAGGGAAUUUUCGAGUUAUUCCAAUAAUAAUCUUCACUGUGUUCGAAAGUCGAUGGCGAAGCCAUGGAAGAAGCCGGCGAUUGCGCCACUGCCACCGACUCGGCCGAGGGUGUACAAAGUGGACCCACUUAACUUCCGGAAUUUGGUUCAGAAACUCACCGGUUUGGCUGAGCUUCGAUCUCCACGCCUCCAAAAGAUGGCGCCACCACCGCUUGAUAUUGCCCGCUGUCCAGUCUCGAACGUUGCCGUCGUGGAAGCCUCCACGCUUCAGCCUUUGCCUGUGAGGCUGGACGAGGCGGUGGACGGUGGGAGCUUUCUCGAGCUCAACUUGUCGCCCUUCAACAAAAAUUGGUGCUCUUUCCCUGCUUUGAGCCCCGAAAGUCUUGCCCUUUUGGAUGCAAUUUAGAUUUAUUGAUGAUAUUUUUUAGUUUGUUUUUAUGUGAUUAAAGUCCCAGACUUGGUAAUGUAACCAAAAGAACAAACAUGUGGAGAUCGUGGGUAGGUUGUGCAGGUUGGUUUUGAAUUUACAUUUAAUAACCAAAUCGAAUUCAAGCUUGCAAUAUGAACUAAAAUACAUAUACUUUGACAC